UUUAAAAGGGAGACUGCGGACCACAAACUACUCACAGACAACUGACUACGGUAGAUAAGUGACCUACUUGAUACAACAGACACUAACAUUACUCUGCAUUAAACUGCUUGAAAAUGAAUAUGUUUAAUGUAGCAAGCUUUACUCUUCUGAUCAGCAUGACCAUCCUGUUUACAACAGAAGGUAGACCCCUUCGAUGUUCCUGCACCGGAACAUAUUCGGGAAGACCCUUCCUUAGCAAGGCAAUACAUGACUUGAAGACAAUUUCUGCUGGUCCACACUGCAAAAAUGUGGAGAUCAUCGUCACAAUGAAGCACAAACAGAAAAAGACCUGUCUUGAUCCCAAUACAGACUGGGUGAAAUCUCUCAAAGAAGAAAUGGAUAAGAAGUCAAAAGUCAGUAAGAUUCUGUAAGCAUCAUUGCUGCUUAUUCCCAAAUAAGCUGAUAUUGUGCCUAUAAAAGACCAUCUGAUUAUUUUAAGGAAUGUAUUAAACUUGCAUUUAAAUGUUUAGGGUCGCUGACUCAUAUAUAUAUAUAUAUUUUUUUUUUUAUUAAAGUUAACUCAUCAAAACUAUAGAAUAAUACAAAUGGCAUUGUGGAAAUGAUGUUGUGACUUACUGUAAUAAACUUCUUAAGGUUCUUACUAUUGUAUGCUUUUUAAAGAUUAUUGAAAGAGUUCCCAUCUAUGCAUUUCUUAAUUAAAAAAGCAUUUUUUUUAUUAAUUAUUAAUAUUAUUGUUUAUUAUUAAUAUACUUAUUAAUAUUAUUGCACAAUUUUACUGAUCAUGAAUAACAUUACAGUCAAGUGACCCAAAACUUUUUAACUGUGGUGCAAACAAAUGUGUUUUUAAUUGUUAUUUAUUUGUAAUAAUUGAUUAUAAACAGUUUAGAGAAUAAAAUGUGAUUAUUUUUAUUAAUGUAAAUUUCUCUGACAAAAUAUUAACAUAUUAAGACAUUUCAUUGUGUUGGUGUUUUUGUAUUUUUAUAG
Molecule: messenger RNA, 984 nt
Organism: Paramisgurnus dabryanus
Lineage: Eukaryota; Metazoa; Chordata; Actinopteri; Cypriniformes; Cobitidae
Product: interleukin-8-like
Biological process (GO): immune response; defense response; chemotaxis
Cellular component (GO): extracellular region
Molecular function (GO): chemokine activity
Source: RefSeq, a predicted model, not a curated record